Messenger RNA from Fonsecaea nubica, 855 nucleotides. RefSeq lists its product as hypothetical. The transcript has 2 exons. The record is from RefSeq and is a predicted model, not a curated record. NCBI's taxonomy places the organism in Eukaryota, Fungi, Ascomycota, Eurotiomycetes, Chaetothyriales, Herpotrichiellaceae. Bases 1 to 855 code for a protein of 284 amino acids.
AUGGCUCCGUCCGGUUUUCCAGGGCUCGGUCUUUUCAUCCUCUUCUUCUUCUUCUUUGCAUUUUCCCCCACUGUCCAGGCUCAGAUGCCCGUCUCCACGUCGUUGCCACCCGUCUCUCAAGAGCCGCCAUCGUCACCGACAAAUCCACCCGAUACACCUCCGACCCCAUUCACGACCACAGAGGUAUACACGCCAUUUGCGCUCUGUGCGACAGGAGGAGGCGACUGGUACAUCGACCCGCCCACGGCGACUCGACUGGCGGAUCUGUUCUGCGAUGAGGUGCAUAAGCCGGGAAAUCUCCCUGCGCAAGGGAAAGAGUUCGACCUGAACGAAUAUCCCACCGACCUCAUCGCGCUCACCGCGAACGACACCACCACAACCGACCACAACAACACCAUCCUCGCCGGCGCCGCCGACACGCUCAAACGGGCCGACAAGGAAGACCUGAGCAUGGACGUCGCGACAAUCGCGCCAAACUACACCCUCACGGAACUGUCCGGGAUCAUCAUGGCGCUGCGGCUGUUCCGGUGGAAAGACACCGUGCUCGACGACGUCACGUACGCGUCGGGCACUCAGGCGCAGUGCGACCAGGACGCGCAGCAGGACCAGUGCCGCGCGGGCCUGCGCCGCGUCAUCGACAAGUGCCAGUGGAACAGCCACUACUUUGGCGGCGUCAACUUCUGGAUGACGGGCUGCGGCAUGUACGGCGUCCAGGUAGCAAAUUGCUCGGGCAACUGGCUCGAUCCGAACUGCGACCUGUGGCAUCGCAAGUGGCCGGAUGUUGGCAGCGGGCCGGAUCAGUCGCUUCUCACUACCUUGGCGACGUCGUUUACUGCAUCGACGGCGAGGGCGUGA